GACUCCCGGCGUGCUUUUCGGCAAAGGCAGAGCUUAUGAGCUAAACAACCAUUUCGGUUGGGUUCCACAAAUGGUUUUUUUUUAACAUGGCUACGAGAGGAGAAACCCGGGUGAAGGUUGCUUCUGGGAGCCAGAGGGAGCUCGGUUGCUAGGUUACCGAGCCAGAAGCCCCUUCUCUGCGGCCUUGCAUUGGAUUCUCUCAGAGGCACAGCUCCUUGUUUAUCUAUUUAUAUGCAUAUAUAGAGCUAUAUUUAGGAAGAAGCUUCCAUCUAGCUUUAAGGCUCCUAUGCUUUUGUGACUUGGGCCUUGGUAGACCUUUCUUGCUUGGUCAAAGAGGACGUUUGAAAGGACACCGGCGACCUGGUGUGUUUGACUUAAUUUAUGAAGGCUUGGCUCCAUUUUAAGGUGGAUUCAUUUUUGGUUUCAAAAUUGUGCAUCUGUUUUUAAAAUCUUGUUCGCCGCUUUGAGUCUCGAUUAAGAGAGAGAAGAACACAGAAGUUUUUCCCAACCUAUCAAUUUAUUCAUAUUUAUAUGCAUAUAAAUACAUAGAGGAAGAGGCCUGCCUUUUGGGCCUUGCGGGAAUGUGAGGGCCACGGUUUCAAGGAGGCCACUGUGAACAUCGCCAUGGAUCUCCGUCAGGCUGUCUACAAUGCCGCCCGAGAAGGGAAACUGAAGCUGCUGCAAAAGCUCUUGGGAAGCCGGAGCCGGGAGGAGUUGGAGGAAUUAACGGCUGGCCCUGGAGGAGGAGAAGGAGCCGGCAGCACUCCAUUGCUGAUUGCUUCCCGCCACGGCCACCGCGAGGUGGUGGAGUACCUCUUGGACCAUUGCGGGGCCCGAGUGGAGGCCGGCGGGUCAGUCAACUUCGACGGCGAGACCAUCGAAGGGGCGCCUCCACUGUGGGCUGCCUCGGCCGCCGGCCACUUGCCAGUGGUGCGGUCCCUUCUGGAGCGAGGGGCCUGCGUCAACCAGACCACGCUGACCAACUCCACCCCACUGCGGGCGGCCUGCUUCGACGGGCACUUGGCCAUUGUGCGCUACCUGGUGGGGGAGCGGGGUGCCGACCUGGAGGUAGCCAACCGCCAUGGCCACACCUGCCUGAUGAUCUCCUGCUACAAGGGCCACGCUGAGAUCGCCCGCUACCUCCUGGAGCAAGGUGCCGAUGUCAACCGCCGCAGUGUGAAGGGCAACACUGCCUUGCAUGACUGUGCCGAGUCCGGCAGCCUGGAGAUCCUGCGGCUGCUGCUGGACUCCAACGCCCGCAUGGAGAAAGAUGGCUAUGGGAUGACGCCGCUACUCGCCGCCAGCGUGACUGGUCACACUAAUAUCGUGGAAUACCUCAUUGAAGGGGCACUGGAGGAGCCGCUGGCAGCUACAGCACACGAAGGGGCACCUGGAGCUGAUUGUGACAGGGAGCAGUGUGAGGAGGAACCCGACAAUGGCAGCUCUGUCACCUGCAAGAAUCGUGUUUACUGCACCCGGGAGGCGGCUGUGGAAGCACUGGAGCUCCUGGGAGCCACCUUUGUGGACAAGAAACGUGACCUCCUUGGCGCUCUCAAGCACUGGCGGCGAGCGAUGGAGCUGCGGCACCAAGGUGGGCAGUACCUCUCCAAAACCGAGCCCUGCCAGUUGGUCCUGGCUUAUGACUACGCCCGGGAAGUGAGCACCAUGAAGGAGCUGGAGGCUUUGGUGACUGACCCAGAUGAGAUGCGGAUGCAGGCCCUGUUGAUCCGAGAGCGUAUCCUUGGCCCGUCCCACCCAGACACAUCGUACUACAUCCGUUACCGGGGCGCUGUCUACGCUGAUUCGGGCAACUUCGAGCGCUGCAUCAACCUGUGGAAGUACGCCUUGGAGAUGCAGCAGGGCAACUUGGAGCCCCUAAGCCCGAUGACAGCAAGCAGCUUCCUCUCGUUCGCUGAGCUUUUCUCGUACGUGCUUCAGGACCGCUCCAAGGGCACCUUGGCCACCCAGCUGGGGUUUGCUGACCUCAUGGUGGUGCUGAGCAAAGGCGUCCGUGAGGUGGAGCGGGCCCUGCUCCACCGGAAAGACCCUGUGGCCGAUUGUGCCCAGUUCACCAAAGCCCUCGCCAUCAUCCUCCACCUGGUCUUUCUCUUGGAGAAAGUGGAGUGCAGCCCAGAGCAAGAGCACCAGAAGCGCCAGACCAUCUACCGCCUGCUGAAAUGCAACCCCCGGGGCAAGAACGGCUUCACCCCACUGCACAUGGCGGUAGACAAGGACACCACUGCCGUCGGCCGCUACCCUGUGGGGAAGUUCCCCUCUCUCCAUGUGGUGAAUCUCCUCCUGGAGUGUGGUGCUGACCCGGACAGCCGCGACUACGACAACAAUACCCCGCUGCACGUGGCCGCACGAAACAACUGCCCGCUUAUUAUGAGCGCCCUCAUGGAGGCCGGGGCCCACAUGGAUGCCACCAACGCCUACAAGCAGACGGCGUACGAGCUCCUGGACGAGAAACUCCUCACCAAGGCUAUGAUGCAGCCCUUCAACUACGUCACCUUGCAGUGCCUUGCCGCCCGAGCCCUGGAUAAACACAAGAUCCCUUACAAGGGCUUCAUCCCAGAAGAACUGGAGGCCUUCAUUGAACUCCAUUAAAGAGGGUGAUGUGUGAUGGACUCUCCGUCUUCCUGUGAUCUGAAUUUGAAAGCUUUUCUUUGCACUGGGCCCGAUAUACUGUUUCAAAGUAGGAGGUAUUUACAGUCUCCUUCACUCUGCACAAUUCUAGCAGUGCUGGGGUCCUUUGAAUUACCAUGGCUGUAUCAUCUAGAUUUAUAGUUUGUUGAGACUGAGAAGCACAAGGUGCUCACCAAACUGCAAAUCUGAGGUUUUCUUGGUAGUUAAAGCAGUUGUCGAAGUGCUACAGUUGUGUAGUGUGAAGGAGACCUAGAAUUCUGUCUCUGCCUUUACCCCCAGUGAGGUCAGAAUCAAUAUCUGACAUCCUGGUUCUGUUCCCAAGGCCCCAGGGCCCAAGGACGGAUGCCUUUGCGUCCCCUGCUUCAAUUCCUCUGACAGUUGGAUGCAGCCAAGCUUUUUAUAGCUUUCCACAGCACUCCCCACACUUUUCUAGGGAUGCUGUGCUGAUAUAUAUAGAAAGAGUGACCCAGUCUGGUUGCUCCACUCACUGCUUUUGCAACAUUUGCCCUUGGACCUCCUUUGAACCUCUAGCUGCCUCCUGUCCCAGAGAUGGCCACUUUCAGUGUCAAGUAGCAUUUGAGAGCCAUUGGAUGGGAGCAGGAAAGCUAGCUUGUUGGUACUGGCCCCUACUUUUCAGCUGAUCCUUUUAAAACAAGUUCUUCAUUUGAUCUGUUUUGCAAAUUUACCUUGCCUUGCUGGUUUUGGAGCUGCUGCCCUUGCCCCUUUGCAUCCCCCCUUUUUUUCCUUCUCAAAAUAUAGGAAAGGAAAUGAGGAUUUCAGGCAACCUAAAGACAGUCUUAAAGUUGCUCCCUUGUUUUUUCCCCCCUUUGUUUGCAUAAUAGGCCAGAGAGAGCAGAUUGCCUCCGGAAAAUUAUUUACGUUGCUGCUGAGUGUGGUGAUGGUUUGCAUUCUGGGUUUGAGUUCUUUGUUUGGGAAUGGCUGAGUUGCAUCUGGCUGUUUUUCAGGGCUGGCGCUGAUAGGGAAAUGAUUUGCUUUUUAACCCAAACUUAACUGGUGCCCUCCCCCCCUUGCCCACAGUUUGGUUUCUCCUGAUUUAGUCCAUUGAUUGCAGGCUUGGUGUAGCUGCUCAGAAGAAAAAGGGCGGGUUUGUGUUUUGAAACCCUAGAAGAGAAACAAGACGCUUCAUCUGUUUGUGCCGUUGUGCUGUGGGAAUGAGAAUCAUGCUGUUUUGCCUGGCCGAGUUUGAUCGCAGAGGCUCCCAACGAUUGAAUUUGGCUUGCCAAGAGCUUAAACAUCCCCCCUCCCCAGCAAGCCUGCUUUUUUUUCAGUGCCAGGUGUACAUCAAAAGCUCCCAGUGAGCUCUUUCUCCAGGCCUCCUUUUGCAUGCGCCUAGAUGCUCAUGUUUCUUUCCCUAUUUGGCAUAGAGCGAUUCCCAUGUUGGGAGUUUAGCCGAGGUCGUGGUUUUGAGGGCACUUGCACUCCCCUUCUGCACACAGAUCGUAUGCAUUGUCGAAGGCUUUCAUGGCCGAAAUUACAAGGUUGCUGUGAGUUUUCCGGGCUGUAUGGCCAUGUUCCAGAAGCAUUCCUUCCUGACAUUUUGCCCUCAUCUGUGGCAGGCAUCCUCAGAGGUUGUGAGGUCUGUUGGAAACUAGGCAAGUGGAGUUUAUAUAUCUGUGGAGUGUCCAGGGUGGGAGAAAGGACAAAUCCCAACAAAGGAUUCUCCCAGGCGGGAAGCAGUUAGGGUUUGAAGCUGCAAGGCCAUUCAGUCCUAAUCAAGCUGGGCAAUGACAACAUUCACACUUGCCUCCAACAGACAAGAGUUCUUUCUCCCACCCUGGACAUCAUUCCACAGAUAUAUAAACCCCACUUGCCUAGUUUCCAACAGGAGAGAAUGCUUCUGGAACAUGGCACAGAAACCCACAACAACCCAGACCGUAUGCACAUUCGCACAAACACACAGAUUGCAUGCUUUGCUCGCCGUCUCCAUCAAGCUUGUGUUGUUUCCUGUUGAGUUAAAUUCUCGUACUGGAUCUGCCAAGGAAAGUUAGGAGCAGAAACGGUGUGUUUGGAAUCUUUGCAUGGAUAAACAGGAUAAGGAAGAGUUGAGAGUGGGUCUGGAGGGAUUGUGUUGAUAAAAAGAGCCAAAUCACAGCAGAGUUGUCAGCUUUUGGAGAAGGAGAUUGUUCAGAGAAGGAUCAGGAUUGUUUGGGAUAGUUGUAACACCUCACCACAAACGGGGCAUCCCUUGACACCCGCAAAAUGAAGCCAAGGUUAAUGUCAAGGGGUGCUAAAAGACCAUCAUUCCAUUAAGGGCUAAGGAUUUCCUUCCAAGGGUCUUAGGAACAGGAUUAUGGGUGCUGCAGUUCAAAACACCUGGAGAACCAAAGCAUCCCCUUCCCUGAACUAACCGUUAUUUGGAUGUUGGUAUCCAGAGGUCAGAGAGUAGUUUCCAAUGACAGAUCGAUCCCCCAGCAUGCAUUGCCUUUUGCCGUAAUUCGGUUGGUAUAUGUACAGGUCCAUCUCAAAAUAGAUUCUCCCAAAGCCAGGGCUUCUGGGAAUAUAUCUGUGUUUUGAUGUUUACUAAAUGACCGUUGGCUGUGGUCCCCCUCUUUUGCUAAACCUUCCCUGGUUCUUUGUUACCUUUCCGACACAAAAUGGCAGGACAAAUCCAAUUUUGGUGGUGUUUUGGUUGGAAAAUAUAGAAUUACUUCCUCUCACCUUUGUUGCCUGUGAAGUGUGCUUCGGAUUAGAAACUGGGAAGAAGGUUUGCAAUACCUGGAUUGCGCAGAAUAUUUAGUACGGAAAACAGGGGCGCUUUCCAGGAAAGUAGGAUGAAAGCUCCCCUUUUUCUGCCAUGACUGAACAUAGAAAAGUUGCGAUAGAAAAUCCACUUUCUGCUUUGUUGCUUAGGACUUAAGGAUCCCAAUUGAUUUGUUUCCUUGGUGGGUCAGGAAGCAUCCCAUACAGCUUUUUGUUUUUGAUUUUUUUGCCCUAUAUCUCUGAAAGUGUGAUUUCCAAAGAAAGCAUCAGGUAGAUUUCCUCAUUUUGCUUUCGUUUCACCGCCAAGCAGAAGAAUGAUUUCAGCCGCUUUCGGCAGCACCGAAAAUUGCAACCGCAGAAUGUGUGUAGUUGGCAAGCCAACGUUUCCUGACUUGAAAUGAAUAAACCGGCACUUUAAAAAAAAUAAUAAAAAAAUAAAAAAGGAAAAGAAAGAAAGUUGUGCUGCUAAAAAUAA
Messenger RNA from Anolis sagrei ordinatus, 5842 nucleotides. RefSeq names its product fem-1 homolog A (gene FEM1A). NCBI's taxonomy places the organism in Eukaryota, Metazoa, Chordata, Lepidosauria, Squamata, Anolidae. The record is from RefSeq and is a predicted model, not a curated record. Gene Ontology annotation, molecular function: protein binding.